AGGAUAAAUUCAUUCUCUUGGGCUGGCACUUGUGAAGAGCAGGAGGAGACAGGCAGAAAUCUGAAUUACGCUGCGGCGUUCCCCCCACCCCCAAUCUUUGGCUACGGGGAAUUUUCAUGGGAUCUAAAACUCCCGUUUAAUCAGGAGCCAAGAAGGGGGGCGGGAAGAAAGAAGAAAAAAAAGGAGAAAAAGAAAGAGAAAGAAAGGAUAAGGGGGAGAGAAAAUGGAGAAAAGAAAAAAGAAGAAAAGAAAAGAAAAAGUUUUGAUUGCACUCAAAGAGAGGGAGAGCGAAUAGCAGCCCCCACUCCCGGAGUGAGUUAGGGAGGCGUAGCCCGGGAGUCUGAAAGAAAGGGUUGGCACGCUGCUGCUUGCAAGGACAGCUGUACUCUUCUAUGGACACCGUCAGGAUGUGACAUCACUAACGCGGAGAGAGAAAAAGCCCCGAAGUUUCUUUAAUGAAAACUCCUCCAGCCAAGGUUCCUUGCGUGGGAUCCUUCACUGCAGCGCUCUUGGUAAGCCGCGGGCACUUUUAAGGAGGGCGGCAGGGAUCCUUCUCCUUGGCUCCAGAGGAAAGCAACUUUUAUUCGGCUCGGCUGCGCAGGAGGCGGAACCAUCCUGAUUUUUAUUUUUAUUUUUGUCCUUUGGAAAGACUGGUCCGCCUUGUCAUCACCCUGGCUGGUUCCAGCCCAGAAUGGCUUUGUGCCUUAAGCAAGUUUUCAACAAAGACAAAACCUUCCGCCCCCGGAAGAAAUUUGAGCCGGGGACCCAGCGUUUUGAGCUGCACAAGAAAGCUCAAGCCUCUCUGAAAUCGGGACUCGACCUGAAAGCUGUGGUCCAGCUUCCCCCAGGGGAGAACAUCAACGACUGGAUCGCGGUGCACCUUGUGGACUUCUUCAACAGGAUAAAUCUCAUCUAUGGGACCAUGUCAGAAUUCUGUACCGAGAAGAGCUGCCCCAUCAUGUCGGGUGGCCUCAAGUAUGAGUACCGGUGGCAGGAUGACUACCGCUACAAGAGGCCCACCAAACUGUCGGCACCCCAAUAUAUGUGUAUGCUGAUGGACUGGAUCGAGACCUUAAUUAAUAAUGAGGACAUAUUUCCUACCAGGAUAGGUGUUCCUUUCCCCAAGAACUUCCAGCAGGUCUGCACCAAGAUCCUCACCCGCCUCUUCAGAGUCUUUGUCCAUGUCUACAUCCACCAUUUUGACAGCAUCAUCAGCAUGGGUGCCGAAGCUCAUGUCAACACCUGCUACAAGCACUUUUACUACUUUAUCAGCGAGUUUAGCUUGGUCGACCAAAGGGAAUUAGAGCCUCUGAAAGAAAUGACAGAAAGGAUUUGCCAUUAAGAUCAUCCGGGCAUCAUUUGAACGGACAAACUGUCCUCAUGAGGGCCUCACACGGUGAUCUGAACGACUACUGCUGGGAAUAUGAGGAACUUUGUGUUCCAGGGACUGAAACGUUUGGAAAUAGUGGACCCCAGUACGUCCAGUAGACAUAUGGACCCAAUAACAUUAUGUUCCUGCCUCUUGUACUCUUCCCCAGUGGCUGUAGCUGUGUGUCAUUUUGGUUUCAUUUUGUCCUCCAGAGACCCACCUCCUCCUAAGUUGUUUCGCACUUUUUUGAAGCGCAAAGAGGGAAAUAACCUGAGAAUUCCUCCACCGAGACCCGAAGAAAAAUGAUGAAUGUAUUCCACACAGAAGACUACGUUCAUCCCCUUUAGUCUAUCAAAGUGAAGAUGGUUCACAAGCAACAUGCCCUGCCUUGUACUGCAUUGGGGGGAAAUGGUUCACUAUCACCCUACCCUCCUCCAUUAUUAUUUUUAAUGAGCUACUGAUUAUUCCUCUCUAUAUAUGCUUUCGUCAGGAGAACCAGAGAUGCUAGGAAGAUACCAGACCACUGGGAAUGCUGGAUUGGAAGAACAUUUCCCCCCAGUAAGAUGUAAUUUGUAGAAAAUAAUAUUAGUAUUAGAACUGAGUGGAAUGAAACAACAAUUUGCUUCAGUUUUUCCUCAGCUUACAGAGCAUCCACACAACAGCCCACAUGCAAAUAUUUGCAGUCCAGUACAUCAAAAACAGAAGGCAGGAGCAUCCCAGUAAGGUGCCAGCAGAACACAUCUCUUCAGGUUGCACAAGUAAAUGAGCCACUGUGUGUGCUGAGGGGGAAACAAGCCCUACGAAGACUGAUACCAAUCCCCGAAAUGGAAUCAGUGCCAUAAAACAAUCAACAGUUGCUAAAGAGAAUUGAAGUUAUGGAGCAUGGAGCAUGCAGAUCUUGUACUUUUGAGGAACUUUGAUGCAUUUUUUUAAACUAUAGAAAAUACAGACGCUUUAGAAGGAGUCAAAUUAAUGGUUCCUCUAGCCCAAGACUCCCAAUCCCGGCUGGUGGUGACUUGACAGCUAUUUACGAUACUUUAGCUGCAACCCUAAACGCACUUUCUAGAAGAUAGCCCCCCCCCCUGAACACAGGGGCAUUAUUUCUGAAUAAGCAUGUAUAGAGCUGUGCUAUUUAACUGGAGGUGCCAAGAAUUGAACCUGGGAUUUUCCUACAUUCAAAAUGUGUGGUCUACCACUGAGCCAUGAGUCUUCCUUCCCCAUAAAACCCAGUGAUCAUUUCCCCAUUGACUGCGACUUUCUUCUUUUGAGAAGGGAGGGAACAAUAUUUUUUCUUCACUUUUUUCCUUAAGUGACCUGAGCCACUUGCAUCGAUGAGUUUUAUUAGUCAAGAUUUUAUACUUUCUACAACAAUAUUUAUAUCUUGGGUUGUCCUACUUUUUCUGCCAGUGAAGUUUAAAUAUUAAAAUUGCACAGAUAUUUUUUUUGAACUGACAGCACUUAUUUGUGACAUUUAAAAUCCUUAUGCUAUAUUUUCUCCAGGUAAGCAAGCAGAUAAAGAAAAUCAUUACUUAUUUGUGUCAUGAAAAACCUGUAUCUUAUAUGUGUCUUCUCCCAAUAAGAAAAAAAAGGGAUGCAAGGAGAUAAAGACCAAUGCAUACCAGUGCUACCACAAUAAUUUCUGCUAAGAAAAGAAAAACUAAAGUGUUAGAUGUUC
Podarcis muralis (Common wall lizard) is the source of this 3044-nucleotide messenger RNA. It is a transcript of the gene MOB3C, whose product is annotated as MOB kinase activator 3C. The record is from RefSeq and is a predicted model, not a curated record. NCBI's taxonomy places the organism in Eukaryota, Metazoa, Chordata, Lepidosauria, Squamata, Lacertidae.